UAUUUAUCACGAGUUUGAUAACAUUUGUUGAUUAGGGAAGAGAAGAAAGCAAGAAACGCGAAAUCCAAGCUCUUCAAACACACGAAAAAUUACGUUCUUCUUUAUUUCAAUCGCUCUUAGUGUACCGGCAAUUACUGUUUGUGUGCCUUUUGAAAAAACUAUCCAUCUUUCAAUUUAACCGCACCCGGAUACACCGAAACUCCUAAAGCUUAUCGCGAGUGAAGACUCCACUAAUGAUGAUGUGUCAAAUGCAAACUGUGCAUGUUUACGUGGUCAUUUGAAGACAAAAAGCCGAUGAUUGUGCCUUUUACGACCCUAAAGUUAUUAAUUACCACCUGUCAAAGGUUCUUGAUGAUAGGAUCCUCAAUUAGUGACUCUAGACUUUCGUUUCCGCCCUAUAAUUCUCGUAGUGAUUUUCCGGCCAUUAUUUGGUGACCACUAAGUACGUGUUGGAACUUGAAAAAUGUGCGGUACAGACAACAAAACUUCUCGAGUGAAGGCUUUGAUUCUUGUUGGGGGUUACGGAACUCGACUCAGACCCCUCACCCUCAGUCGCCCGAAACCGCUUGUGGAAUUUGCGAACAAACCAAUGCUACUUCAUCAAAUGGAAGCGUUAGUUGCUGCCGGAGUGACAGAAGUUGUCCUAGCUGUUUCUUAUCGGGCUGAGCAAAUGGAGCAAGAGCUAAAUACUGAAGCUAUUAAGCUUGGCAUUAAUUUGAUAUUCUCUCAUGAAACAGAGCCUCUCGGUACUGCUGGGCCUCUUGCUUUAGCCAAGAGUAUUCUUGGGUCCACACCUGAGCCAUUCUUCGUUCUCAACUCUGAUAUUAUUUGUGAAUUUCCAUUCCGAGACUUGCUUGCAUUCCAUAAAAAUCAUGGCAAAGAGGGCACCAUAGUUGUUACUAAAGUGGAAGAGCCAUCUAAAUAUGGUGUGGUUUUGUGUGAUGAGGAUGGCAAAAUUGACAGUUUCAUUGAGAAACCACAGGAGUUUGUAUCAAACAAGAUCAACGCUGGCAUGUACAUCUUGAACCCAGAUGUAUUGAAACGGAUCCCACUGAAGCCAACCAGUAUUGAGAAAGAAGUUUUCCCUUUCAUGGCAAAUGAAGGCCAGCUGUACGCAAUGGAACUUGAAGGCUUUUGGAUGGACGUCGGACAGCCUCGUGACUUUCUGACAGGUAUGUGCCUGUACCUUUCCUCUUUACGCCAUCGUCAACCUAAUCUUCUCGGCAGUGGAGACAGCAUAGUUGGCAAUGUUCUCAUUGACCCUACGGCAAAAAUUGGUGAAGGUUGUAGAAUUGGCCCGAAUGUCACAAUUGGACCAAACGUUAUUUUGGAAGAUGGCGUCUGUAUCAAGAGGAGUACCAUUCUGGAAGGUGCCAUUAUCAAAUCUCACUCAUGGCUCAGUGGGUGUAUUGUGGGCUGGCGAUGUAUUGUUGGCAAGUGGGUUAGAAUGGAAAAUAUUACUGUUCUAGGUGAGGAUGUCAUUGUUAAAGAUGAAUUGUACAUUAAUGGCGGACAAGUUUUACCCCAUAAAUCAAUCGCAAGUUCAGUACCUGAACCUCAAAUCAUUAUGUAAACCUUCUUGACUUUUUCCAAAAUUUUAGGGCGUUUUUUAAAUUAGCUGAUGCCAGAAGCUAGUGAGAAAAAUUUUCUUGUAUUCAUAGUGAGCUGGAUGUAGGCUAGUUGAAGGAAGACAGGUAUCAGAAAAAACGCUAUUGAACACCUUUGAAAGAAACAUUUUUGGACUGAUUUCACUUUGGAAGAAAAUUUUUUUUUUAAAGAUUAAAUUUUUUUAAAGAAAGAGCAACUGUAAUGGUCAUUUCAAAAAAUCGUUCUGAGUAAAAGAGUAAAAUCCUAGUCAACAAUUCACUCAGUUUGUUGAUAGUACAUCAAAAUUUUAAUAAGAAAGUGUAAAGUAGAUGAAGUUACAUGGAAAGAGUUAUCCGCACUGAUUUUAUAUCAGGAGAAAAUAUUUUAAGUUCUGCACCUUCAGAACACUUAAUUGCAGGCUCAGCUUUCAGCUCUAUAUAUUAAUAAACUUUGGACUUUCCAUCUGGAGUCUUUUGAAACAAGAAUGUUUUUGUGAAGCUAAAUUCGAAAAAGCUUCUAAUUCAAAUUUUUAACUUUAAGCCUUUUCAUUUCUGCCAAACCUGGUCUAGGUUUGAACAGCCUUCAACAAGCUUGCUUUAUUUUCAUUUAAUUGGAAAUGUUUACAUUUGUGUCAGCAAUUAAGUCAUGUAAAGAAAAAAAAGUGCAGGUACUCUCGCAAAGGCAUAAAUGUAAGGAAGCAAUAAUAUUACCAAAAAUUUAUGGAGAGAGGCAGCAGCUUGAUUCUGUAAUUAAAGUCAUUGCUUUGUCCAGGGGCGGACCGACUGUUUAAGAGGGCGCAGGAUAGGAACACCCGGAGGGCAUCACUGAAGGGGUGUCCAGAAGGUACUGAAGAAUAGGGCCAGAGCCAGGACAUAUCCUAGUGUCUUGGCAGGCCAGUCCGCCCCUGGCUUUGUCAGCAACAAAGUAGAAUUGCCUUCAUGUCUAUAAUAAGAGAGAUACCUACCUGAGAAAAGGGAGGUAGGUACCAAAGUUAAAAAUUUUGCAGAAUCACUAUCAAGUUGCUAAGCAUCGAGAAAAAGAAGAUUGAGACUAUUCAAAAUUUGAUUGGCAAGAAAAGGGAAAUUUGCAAUUACCGUCGAAGAUCAUUGCUCUAAUAUUAAAUCCUUUUGUCCUAUUGACUGAUGACAUCAUAAUUUUAAUCUUUCUACUUAAAUUUUUUAGCUUUAUAUUUUUGUUCAUCUCACUUGGCAUAAGCUCAUUACAUAUCCGUCACAAUUUGUAGUCCUCUUUCUAGCAUUACUUUCAGAAUCAUCAUUUGUUAACUAUCAGGUUGAAUACAGAAAUUUAGAAGGAACCUCUUUCCAUCCGAAUGUUUUUACCUAUUUUUUAUUCACAAAAAAUUUUGGUGGAGAAGCAUUGUCUGUAUGGCCUCAAAUAUUCUAUAAGGUCCCUAAAAACCUCAAAUCAAAAUAUUUUUUUUAAAAAAUGCUAAGUAGGGUUUAGUGCCUAAGUAUAAAUUUUUUCAAAUUUUUAUGUAUGAGCGCAUAUGUAGCUUGUAACUUUGGUGUACCUAUCUUUGCCAUAAGAUGCAUUGUUGAGCAGUUUUGAUCCUUCACAUGGAUCUUCCACAGGGGAAGAUUUUUCAGAAAGUGGGUGGGAGGACCUGUCUAAUGACAAUUCCGGGUUUCCUCAUUUGCAAAUUUGUGAACGAAAUUAUUUGGCUUAGUCUAAACACAAUUUUAAGCUGUGCAAACGCAACAAUAUUUAUACCUAUCUCGAUUCUUUACAAAAACUGAGAUUUUCAUAUGAAAUUAGGAUUUUUGAUUAACUUGAAACUGUAAACUUCUCUGUAUCAUUUGAGAAGGGGGCCCAUGGAUACAAUGCCGAAUUAACGCUCAGGAGCUCGCUGUGCUGGUCAUUAGGGGCCCCCAGUUCCUAAAGUUUAAGGGCCCCAGGGAUAAUUCCAGCCUUUGAGUCUCUCUAAAUCUACAUUUUACACUCCAAAGACCCGCAGAGGAUCUGAAAAAAAAAACCCUGGAACUGCUCCGUUCUAUUCUUAAGUUUUAUCUUCGGAGCUUGAUAUGGAAGGUAUUAUUAACUUUAAUUCGUACUUGAAGCGACAAGCUUUGGCAGCUUUCAUUUCUGUUCACAACCUAAAUCAUGAAUGAAGGUUGUCAGGACUGUAAAUCGUGUAUUCUGGACUUAAAGUGAAUCAAUCUAAUUUAUACUUAUUCCGUAAAAAUCUAGGUAUUACAAACGUUUUACAAUGUCUUAGCCAUGUUUUUAGCUUCACAGCUCCAGAGCCAUGAAGAUUUUUCAUACAUGAUUGAUGCCAAGGACACCUUGUCUUUAAUUAUACCUACUAACAUCUCAUAUAUUGUUUUUGUACAUUUCUUUGUAUUAUACCUUUGUAAGUACAUUUUUACGUCUGUAUAACCAAAGCAUUUUUAUGAGACUUAUAUUUUUCAAUAGCUUUGUUUUGAUUUUUUGAUUAAAUUUUUACAUUAUCAUCGA
Bemisia tabaci is the source of this 4062-nucleotide messenger RNA. It is a transcript of the gene Gmppb, whose product is annotated as GDP-mannose pyrophosphorylase B. The record is from RefSeq and is a predicted model, not a curated record. NCBI's taxonomy places the organism in Eukaryota, Metazoa, Arthropoda, Insecta, Hemiptera, Aleyrodidae. Gene Ontology annotation, molecular function: mannose-1-phosphate guanylyltransferase (GTP) activity; GTP binding. Gene Ontology annotation, biological process: GDP-mannose biosynthetic process.